This is a messenger RNA of Penicillium canariense, 1797 nucleotides long. Its product is annotated as MFS siderophore iron transporter. Gene Ontology annotation, biological process: transmembrane transport. The transcript is spliced from 4 exons. Lineage: Eukaryota; Fungi; Ascomycota; Eurotiomycetes; Eurotiales; Aspergillaceae. Gene Ontology annotation, molecular function: transmembrane transporter activity. The record is from RefSeq and is a predicted model, not a curated record. The coding region runs from base 1 to 1797 and encodes 598 amino acids.
AUGGGGCUCCGGACUGCCUUUCGUCGUCAGACGACUGAGGAUACGGUCACUCAGGUCGAUGUGACCACUACCGAGGACAGCAAGCGGGAGGCUGUGCCCGAUGGUGUCGCUGCUGAAAACAAUGGCGCCGUCGACGCGGAUCAGCCGGCCGAGACUCCCGAGGAGGAGCUCCAGCGUGGUGUUCACGACAUGGAGGCGAUGACCAUGACCUGGUCUAAGGGAGCGCUGAUUGCAGUCUUUUUGAAUAUCUGGUUGCUCUACUUCACCAAUGCGUUUCAAAGCUCGAUUCUAUACAGCUUGAUUCCCUACCUUACCAGUCAAUGGGAAUCCCACUCGCUGCUCAACACCAUUUACAUCGUCGCCGAUGCGAUUACCGCAGCUUGUUAUGUACCCUUGGGAAGAAUGAUGGACGUGUGGGGUCGCGCGGAGGGUUUCCUGUUCAUGACCAUUUGCGCCACUGUGGGCUUGAUCAUGAUGGCCGCCUGCAACAACCUUGCGACAUUCUGCGCUGCAUAUGUCUUCUACUCGCUUGGAUUCGGUGGAAUGACGUAUUGUGUGGACGUUAUCACCGCUGAUGCGUCUCUGCUGAAGAGUCGAGGUCUAGCCUACGCCUUCACCUCCUCGCCUUAUAUCAUCACGGCAUUCGCUGGUUCAAAAGCGGCCGAUGACGCCCUAUCUGACAGCGGCAUCGGCCUGCGCUGGCCUUUCGGUAUUUUCGCUAUUAUCUUCCCUCUGGUGGCCACCCCUCUCUAUUGUGUUUUGAAGUAUAAUAUCCGCAAGGCUGUCAAGGAGGGGCACGUCGUCAAGGCAAGCAGCGGCCGAACCAUUUUCCAGAGCGUCUGGUUCUACCUCGUUGAGUUUGAUGCGAUGGGGUCGCUUCUCUUCUCCGCUGGCCUUGUGCUGUUCUUUCUUCCGUUCGAUAUUGCUGGGAGUGCUCCUAGUAGCUGGGAUACACCCUAUAUCAUCGCUAUGCUUGUGGUUGGCUUCGUCUUGCUUUUCGCCUUCAUUAUUUGGGAGACCUUCAUCGCCCCUAAGCCGCUGCUUCAAUACGGGUUCCUCUAUAACCGGACUGUCAUCGGCGCCUGCUUGCUCGACGCGACAUACCAGCUUUGCUACUACUGCUGGGAUAACUACUUCACCUCUUUCUUGCAGGUGGUAAACGAUCUGACCGUAGCCGAGGCUGGAUACGUUGGCAACACAUUUGACGUCGUGUCCGGUGUGCUGCUGCUGAUUGUUGGUGUUCUUAUCCGGAAGACUGGCCGUUUCAAGUGGCUUCUGUGGAUUGCAGUGCCUCUCUACAUCUUUGCGCAGGGCCUGAUGAUUUAUUUUCGUCGCCCGAACCAGUCUGUCGGUUAUCUUGUCAUGUGCCAGGUCUUUAUCUCUAUUGGUGGAAGUGUCUUCAUCCUUUGUGAACAGCUUGCGAUCUUGGCCGCUGUUGAUCACCAGCACGUUGCUUCCGUACUUGCUUUGCUCAACGUUGUUGGCACGGUCGGGGACGCUAUGGGGGCCACUAUUUCCAGUGCAAUCUGGCAGAACACCUAUCCUAAUGCGUUGAGGAUGUACCUCCCCGAAUCGGCCAUGGAUAACUUUGAUCUCAUCUAUGAAGAUCUUGACACUCAGCUAAGCUACGCUGUCGGAACACCCACCAGAUUGGCAAUCCAGCAUGCCUAUGGUUAUGCCCAGACCAGAAUGCUUGCUGUCGGCACCGGUAUUAUGGUUCUGGCUUUUGUCUGGACCAUGAUGAUCAGGAACAUUGACCUGAAGAAGGUGCCUCAGGUCAAGGGUAUGGUCUUCUAG